AUGGCGGCGGGCGGGGGCCGGCGGGAGCGGGGCUCGGCCGUGCUGGAGCUGCCCCGCACGCCGCGGCUGGUGUGCGUGGAGUACCCGGGGCUGGUGCGGGACGUGGGGGCCGUGCUGCAGACGCUGGGAGGAGAGCAGGGGGUGUCGCGGAUCUAUGCAGACCCUGCCAAAAGGCUGGAGCUGUAUUUUCGCCCCAAGGACCCUUACUGCCAUCCUGUCUGUGCCAAUCGCUUCCCCACCUCCACCAUGCUGCUCAAGGUGAGGAGGAGGACAAAGAAGAAGCAGCAGCAGCAGCAGCAGGGCACUGAAGAACAAAUCCAGCCACAAGUUGAGUUUGAAAUGGAAAUUCUUGGGAUUGUCACUACUGUUUACAAAUUUCAAGGAAUGUCUGAUUUCCAGUACCUGGCGAUGCACUCUGGUCCUGAUGGCAAACAAACCUCCAUGUAUGACAAAGUCCUAAUGCUCAAACCAGAGAAGGAAGAGUUCUUCAACAGAGAACUACCUCUCUACAUCCCCCCACCCAUAUUCUCACGUCUGGACACUCCUGUUGACUAUUUCUAUCGGCCAGAUAUCCAACACAGGGAGGGCUACCACAACCCCCAGGUGUCUGGGGAGAACCUGAUCGGGCUGAGCAGGGCCCGGCGCCCACACAACGCUAUCUUUGUGAACUUUGAUGAUGAAGAAAUCCCAGCUAAACCCCUGGAUGCUGCUGUGCAGACCUGGAAGAAGGUCUGCACCAACCCUGUGGAUAAAAAGGUGGAGGAAGAGCUGAGAAAGCUCUUUGAAGUCCGUCCUGUCUGGUCUAGGAAUGCAGUGAAAGCCAAUAUCAGUGUCCACCCAGACAAGCUGAAGCUUCUGCUGCCGUAUUUGGCCUUUUACAUGUUAACAGGUCCCUGGAGAAGCCUGUGGGUUAGGUUUGGCUAUGACCCCAGGAAACACCCUGAAGCAAAGAUUUACCAAGUUCUGGACUUCAGAAUUCGCUGUGGAAUGAAAUAUGGUUAUGCCCCUAACGAUAUGCCUGUGAAAGCAAAGCGCAGCACCUACAACUACAGCCUGCCCAUCACUGUCAAGAAGCAAGUGAGCCACACAGUCAGCGUGCACGACCUGAAGCAGGGGCUGGGCAUGGCUGCCGCAGCCGGGGCAAAGAAGGCUGCCUCCAGCAGGUACAAACUGAAGGAAUCCAUCUACAUUUUCCGGGAAGGAGCCUUGCCCCCUUACCGCCAGAUGUUCUACCAGCUGUGUGACCUCAGCGUGGACAGCCUACAGAAGAUCAUCCACCGGAAUGACGGCGCCGAGGCGGAGUGCACGGAGCGGGACGGCUGGUGCCUGCCCAAGACCAGCGACGAGCUGCGGGACACCAUGUCCCUGAUGAUAAAGCAGAUCAUCAGAUCCACCAGGCCUGCUCUUUUCUCAAAUCCAACAAGCAGUGAAGAUGGCAAAGAGCAGCUGGCAUACGAAUCUGGAGAUGAUGAGGAUGAUGAAGAGGAGGAGGAGGAGGAAGAGGACUUCAAGCCUUCUGAUGGGAGUGAAAAUGAAAUGGAGACAGAGAUUCUGGACUACGUGUGAACCCUGUGAGCAGCCUGGCUGCUGCUGAACAGAUUCAUCCCUGCUCUUGUUCCCUGAGAGCUGAGGGUUCAGGUGCCCAGGGUGUGGGAAAGCAGACCCCACACUAAGAUGACAACAAUCUCUCUGCACUGCUGCCAGGCAUCAGUCCUGAUGGUAAGGAGCCACUGCCUACAUCACUGCUGGCUAAAAGCCCUCCAGCAACCUCAACCAGCUCCCAGGAUCAUGCCCAGAAUCCAAACCAACUGCUGAUCAUUGAAUCAACCAGGUUGGAAGAGUCCUCCAAGCUCAUCCAGUCCAACCUAGCACCCAGCCCUGGCCAAUCAACCAGACCAUGACACUAAGUGCCCCAGCCAGGCUUUGCUUGAACAGAAGCACCAGAAAAGAUGAGAAGUUGCCCUGGCAACACACCAGGAAAGAGAAGCUGCCUUCCCAAAUCUCUCCAUGGGUAGGAAACGCAGCUUGGCUGCCCUCAGCUCCCCUCUUUCUCCAGGAACGUGCUAGCAUUUUGGGGAAGGAGGCCAGGACAAGCCCUGCCUUGGGGCAGGGGCAUUUGAGCAUCAGUAUUUUAUUGCAAAGACUACUUACAGUGCUGUGUACAAGUCA
Molecule: messenger RNA, 2169 nt
Organism: Pogoniulus pusillus (Red-fronted tinkerbird)
Lineage: Eukaryota; Metazoa; Chordata; Aves; Piciformes; Lybiidae
Gene: GTF3C5
Product: general transcription factor IIIC subunit 5
Exons: 11
Coding region: 1-1566 (521 amino acids)
Biological process (GO): transcription initiation at RNA polymerase III promoter
Cellular component (GO): transcription factor TFIIIC complex
Molecular function (GO): RNA polymerase III type 1 promoter sequence-specific DNA binding; RNA polymerase III type 2 promoter sequence-specific DNA binding
Source: RefSeq, a predicted model, not a curated record